Molecule: messenger RNA, 2316 nt
Organism: Apis laboriosa (Himalayan honeybee)
Lineage: Eukaryota; Metazoa; Arthropoda; Insecta; Hymenoptera; Apidae
Gene: Tim9a
Product: mitochondrial import inner membrane translocase subunit Tim9
Exons: 3
Coding region: 2027-2308 (93 amino acids)
Source: RefSeq, a predicted model, not a curated record
UAUAAACCUAACCACGUUUUAAAAACAAGAAAACGGGAAUUUAAAGCAGACAAGAAUAAAUUGAGAACAUGAUGUUUCUGAACAGCCGAGUCACUUUUAAAUUCCCGACGAAUAGUCGCUAGCAUGACGUAUGUGUCAGACGCUAAGAGCAUUUAACUUCCUUCACAUUUCAGUUGAAGAAGGAAUUUCUCCGAAUAUAAACUAUAUAGUAAAUGACGUACGAGUUUUUUGCGCGCAUCUUUCGAGAAGUUUCCCGUUGGAUGAAAACGGACAUGCGCCCAACUGUUUCUCAGGACAAGCUCCUGGUCGUGUCGAGCGAUGGAACGAGCGAGCAACCUCCACUCCGUACCCUUGAACCUAGCAGACGCUUGCAGCGUUGCCACCUUGUGCAACUAUGCCAUGUCGUUCCGUUCGGCUACACUCGGCUUCUCUCGGCGGUGCUUUCUUCACAAGAAUUCCGCGUCCGGCGUUCAUCGUCGUUGGUGGCUGGCGCGACGCCGAGUAUGCUGACGUCACGCCUCAGCGUUACGCGUAGCGUUACGUAAAAAACGUGCUGCUUUACUCUAACAUGUCGUACUAACAGCGUAAUAUACAUUCUAUAUAGAAAUAAAAAAUCUAACAAAAAUUUGCAAAUAUUUCUAUUAAAGAUUUUUUUAAUAGAAAAAUAGAUAGAAAAAAACAAAAUGAAAAAAAUAAUUUUACAAUACAAUACAAAAAUACUGUAAAUCAGUUCUUAUAUUUACGUGAUAUCGUGUAUGUUAGUAGUUUUUUUUUUCGUCACACAUUAAACCUUAUUAUUCUAGCUUAUGUUCAAUUAUGCUCUGUAAGAUUUCCAUGUCGUUGAUGAUGUUGAUUAAUCUACUAUAUAUUCUGACAUCGUUUGUCAAUGUUACGUAAAAAAAAACCGUAUAUUCUGAACUUAAUUAAUAUAUCACAAUGUUUUCUCGUGAUUUUAAUCGUAAUAACUUGUUGUGAAUCAAUAAUAAGACUAUUUUCAUGUAUUCAACGAAAUGCACAAUUUCUUUUUUUUUUUUUUGUUUUUUAGGGCAGUGACCUUGCAUAAUUAUUAUAAUAUCUGAGACUAGCUCAAUCAUACUUUCUCUACAAGAAUUUCAUGUCUACCGAUGCUAACUGACAACAUUGAGAAUAUAAGCUGACGUCACGUGUAGUGUUGCGCGUAAUAUUACAUAAAAAACAUGGCUGACGAAUCAGAAAUGUAUCAGUCUAUUACUGUUGAGAUCAUAUGAUGAAUCGACUAUAUGGUAAAAUAAUGAAUUUAGCAUAAGUUCAUUAUGAUGAAAAAUAACUAACUUAAACUUAAUUAUUUUUAAAAUUGUAAUUCAAUAAGAAAUUACUAUCGAAAAUUGCUAUCAGUAUAAAGUCACUAUAUAUAACGAAAUGAAAUAAUUCUUUUUUAGAGAAAUAGAUAUAUAUAUAUAUAUUGAAAUAUCACUUUAUCGUAAAUCACGAUUGAAAGAUUUCUUUUCUUUACGUUUCUUUUACUCUCACUCGUUCUUUCUCAUCGCGUCUGUCUCCCGUUCGCACGCUCGUGUGCCAUUUACGAGGCAAACCGGUUUACAUUUUUUGCGAACCCUGGCUUUACGAAGAAUGUUGAUUUUUGCGAUGUAUACCGCUGGGAACCUAACCUACAUCAUUAUCCGGAUGAGCUAGCUGCACUUGAAGUUUCAUUUCCUUGCAGACCUUGAAUAUUCGUAUGAUUUUAUUUUUCGUUUCCAUUAUUAACGCAUUCGAGAGUAUUCAAGACAAAUGUCCUCGGAACUCGUGACUCGACAAAUAAAACCUCCUCGAUAUGCACGAGCUUGGCAUUAGUAAAAUGACAAGAGUAUACGUAUGCUUAAAGAUCGAAAAUUCAGUCACGACGAAAGAACGACUUCAUGGUCGAGGACAAAUUCGGCAAUGUCUCGAUAUUUCUCAUUCGUGGCACGAGUUAUCACCGAAAAUAUUUUUACUACCGAACGCGCGCGGCAUGUAUCUUCGUUGAUUAGCCAAAAAAUAUAUCAUUACAAUGGCUAUGCAAGUUCCUACAAAUGUGGAUCCUGAACAAAUUAAAUCUGUUCGAGAUUUUGUGGCAUCUUAUAAUAAAUUGAUAGAAACAUGUUUUCUUGAUUGUAUAAAUGAAUUUACUACACGAGAUGUCAAAGCAAAGGAAGAAACUUGUGCUCUAAACUGCAUGGAAAAAUAUUUGAAAAUGAAUCAAAGAAUAUCACAAAGGUUUGAAGAAUUUCAAAUGCUUGCUAAUGAAAAUAUACUUGCAGCUCAAAAAAAAUUAGAUAGUAAAGAGUCUUGAAUAUUGUA